AAAAUCAGAGACUGUUUGCAAUGGAAUCUAUCUUGUCGCCGCCGCCGCCUUUUAUUUUCGAUAAUAACCUUGACAAUGUGACCUCUGGCAAUUUGUCUGUAGAAUGGACUAAGUGGAAGAAAGCGUUUAAUAUUUACUUCGACGCGUGUGAGUUAUCGAAGAAGGAAGAAAAGGUGCAAAUUAGUAUUUUGCUGCACGUUAUUGGAGAACGGGCUCGUGAAGUGUACCAACAGUUUGAAUCGGAAUGCACGACUUUGAAGAGUUUGAUUGCGCGGUUUGAUAAGUUUUUUUUGCCGAAGAAAAAUUUAACUAUAGAGCGGCACAGGUUUUUUACACGGUGUCAGAAUGAUGGUGAGUCUAUCGAGCAGUAUGCUUUUGAGCUCAGGAAGCUGGCUGCCACUUGUGAGUUUAGCACGCUAAUGCAGGAUUUGAUAAGAGAUAGGCUGAUUUGCGGCAUAAAAGAGGACGCACUACGGGAACGGUUGUUACGUGAGCCGGAUCUGACGCUGAGUAAAUGUUUAGAUAUUUGUAAUUUAGCCCAGAUGUCUAAGAUGCAAGCGGGGGCUAUAAAGCAAGAGUCUGUAGAACAUAAUGCACAUAUUGUGGAAAAUAAUCCUAAGCAUAAUACGGAGUACAAUUGGAAUAGUGAAGGUGGUCAAAUUUGGGGGGUAAGUCACCGAGGAGCGCCGGCGCAUCGUGGAACGGCGAGAAGUCGGGGGCGCGGUGGCCGUUAUCAGACCCCCGCCCGCUUCCCCGCGACCCCGUGCCCGAGUCCUGCGCGGCGAAAUCAGCUGUUUAAUCGACAAGUGCGUGAUGUCAAUAGUGCUAACAACAGCAGUGCUAAUUUGUCGUGUUCGCGGUGUGGUUUGCCUCAUGGCAGUUCAAGGUGUCCUGCCAUCGGCAGAAGGUGUCUAAAGUGUAACAGCUAUGACCAUUUUUCGCGUAUGUGCAAUGUAAACGAGGUGCGAGCUGAGGAAAACAAUGAUCAGGGUGGUGAUUCCUCCUGAUUGGUAUUAAUUGGCAGCCGGGUCGAAUAGUAUGUGCAGUUUAGAAGAUGGAUUGUUAUAACAUAACUAAACAAUUUUAUACCUAUAUACAUGAAGCAUUAUAUAAGGUUCAACUUGCAUUGACACUUCAUUAUUGUUUUCAUACAGCAUAUAAGAUUAAAACCGUUCAAUACAGAUAAUGGGUUUAUUUGUGUAAAGAAAACCUGUAUCGUAGGUAUAUAAGGAAUGUUUUAGUCGUUAUAAUAAAAAUGUAGGCACUGUAGGCAUGUUAUCAUAGAUUAUCAUGAUUAUGAAAUUUAUAAAUGUGUUUUAAUAUUUGUACCUUAUGAAAUUUUGUUGUAAAUUUUCGUUUAUUUCCUGAUGAACUAGAAUGAGUUUCAAUUUAAUAAGGUGUUGCAUGAUGUUUUAUUACUCAUUGUUCUGUAAUUAAUAAUUAAGGAAUAAAUUAAACAUAUUAUGUUUCUGAUGCUUCCAUUUCAAUGUUAAUAAAUGAAUGUUGUUGCUAUAUUAAAU
This is a messenger RNA of Cydia splendana, 1520 nucleotides long. RefSeq lists its product as uncharacterized. The record is from RefSeq and is a predicted model, not a curated record. NCBI's taxonomy places the organism in Eukaryota, Metazoa, Arthropoda, Insecta, Lepidoptera, Tortricidae. The coding region runs from base 21 to 1007 and encodes 328 amino acids. The transcript has 2 exons.